AUGGCGGCCAAUAGGGUCAACCAAGAACCAGAAACGAGCUAAAAGACACCGUAGCUUCUUAUCUCAUCUUCUUCUUCUUCCUCUUCCAUCAACGCAAACACAGAGAAGAGGAGACAAAUUCCCAGAAAACCCCAUAAAGAAGGAAAAAUCUUUGAGGGCAGAAGCCAUGGAGAUCUCUUCAUCUCUAACUCUCCCUCUCUCCUCUUCCCUUCCCAGGCUACCCUCCCUCCCUUUCUCUGCUUCCCGUUCCACCUUCUUCACUAGCACUUCCUCCCUAUCCCUCUCCGACAAAAUCAAGACAACUGCCCGGUGUAGUGUCGGUAAGAGUUCGUUGGUUAUCGGGGAUUCGGGGAGCAGGGCCAACAGGGCAAGGAGGGGUUUGAGUUGCAAUGCCCUGUUCGGGCUCGGCGUGCCUGAGCUGGUCGUGAUAGCCGGCGUCGCUGCUCUGGUUUUUGGGCCCAAGAAGCUGCCUGAAGUUGGGAAGAGUAUCGGCAAGACUGUGAAGAGUUUUCAACAGGCAGCUAAAGAAUUUGAGUCCGAGCUUAAGAAAGAGCCUGAUUCCACAUCUGAGGCCUCUACUACUGAGCCAAAAGCAGUCAGCGAGGAGAAAGAAGAGGACCCAGUCUCUAGUUCAAAGGAGAGUGCUUGACACUCUGGAGAUUCAUCUCGUUGUGAGAGCCAGCAAAAUGCUGAGUCCGGUGAAUAUAGAACAAGUUAGUUGAGUUUAAAAUUGUAGCCCCAUUGUAUGAGAUAUUUCACCUUUCAAGAGAGAGAUUAUUGCUAUAUUCAUUUGUCUUCGAUUCAUGCUUUUAUCACGCCUUCACCAUUUCCUCA
Punica granatum (pomegranate) is the source of this 834-nucleotide messenger RNA. The record is from RefSeq and is a predicted model, not a curated record. Lineage: Eukaryota; Viridiplantae; Streptophyta; Magnoliopsida; Myrtales; Lythraceae.